Molecule: messenger RNA, 1631 nt
Organism: Schistosoma bovis
Lineage: Eukaryota; Metazoa; Platyhelminthes; Trematoda; Strigeidida; Schistosomatidae
Source: the annotation of a GenBank genome assembly
UUCGAACAAUCAGUUUCCAGAUCAGUUGUUCAGUGGCGGGAACUGGUUGACCCUGAGAGUAGUCAUGUUUCCCAUUGAUUGGGUGUGCACUACUGCUCGUUUGGAACCUAUAGAUUAUGUUCGAAAGCCACAGGUUAUCCUACGCUUAAUUAUUGUGAUAUUAGCAGUUGUCAAUAUUGCAAUUGUACAUAACGGCUGCUAUAUUUAUGGGAAGUGCUUGUUUAAUGAAGAUCAGGCAUCUUGUGGAUAUAGUUUGCUUCUUUCUUCGUCAACAUUUAUUCUUUGCCUCGCCUAUCUUUGGUUGGAUUUAAUAGUGGACAAUGUUUCGAGCAUUGACAUACGUUUGCGAAUCGCUAAAUUCGACGUAGUAUUGUCAGGUAUUUGGUCCUUCCUAUGGUUGAUUGCGUUUUGCUUACUUUGCAACCGCUGGCAAAAUACAGAACAAGAUUUUCUCACUCAGAACGACGUUUCACCUAAUGGACCGCGGACUGCUAUUGCAUUCAGUUUUUUCAGCAUGGUUGUAUUAGUUAGCUCAGUUGUAACAGCUUUGAUUCGGAUGUUGACUAAUAUAGCUGUUCUAUUAUUGAGGCUCAGUUUUGACUAGAUAAUUAGCUUGUUGAUUUCUCGUCCACCUUAAAAAAACAUGGACUAUUCGGAUUGUAUUUGUAUAUAAAUAUUAAGACGGCAGGAUAAGAUUCCGUUAACCGGAAAAUUUUGUAGUUUUGUUUCAUUAAAAGGUGUAACGAAGAAAAACAUAAAUCUUUUGAAUGCUGUACUUUGUAUGCUAGUAGUUGGAUUACAGCUUAUGGCAAAGUGUCAUCAAACUUGUGAACCUCAAGUCAGGAUUGCGCAAUAACCCAAUUCUCUCCUAAAAGUCCUCCUAGGAAUCUCAUUUUACUCGUCUGACUUUUUUGAAGUAGAUCUAAUGGGGGAGUCGGUGAUGUAGUUAGAAUACGCAGAUAAGCCAGCCAUGUUUAGUGAAGACGACAAAAUAUAUCCUGAUUGUCUUGAACUGCAAUGCAAACGUGUUUAACAUGUAUUUCACAUCCUCGAAAUACAAAAUUUUGCUUUAAUACCAAUCUGCAUUGCUGCCUAAAUUGUUAAUAGGAAUUGAAGUACCUGAAUACGUUCACUACUUGGUUUGAAAGUCCCGUCAGCCCUAGAGUAUUUUUGGUAUCUGAUGAAACCUUGAUAUAGAUUCAGAGAUCUCACUCGGCUUUUGCAAACGUAUGUUACUUGUGAUGUAUGCUAGAUAUCCGUUUACAAACCAAAAGACAAGUAUACUCCACAGCAGUCAGCUCUGUUUUACUGUGUGACCGUGUUUCGUGUGUUUUUGAUGAUUUGUUAAAUUUUCCUAUUGUUAAAAUCAAUGGAUAGAAUGCUAGUCGAUAGACGAAUACAAUGAUAUAUGGUUUAGUAAUGAAUUCUCACUGGAACAAAUGGUUGAUUUGAGAUUCUAAAUGAUGUGAAAUUAAAACCACCACCACUAAGCAGAUGAAUGGGUUUUCUCGCGUACACCAAAUAAACAUGAUAUAACUUCAUAGGCAAUUAGAAGGAAUUAUCUUGUAGGUCAUUCAGUAUUUAUUAUUAUUUUAUUAUUUAAACAAAUAAACAUUGGUACAAGGAGGCAC